Musca domestica (house fly) is the source of this 2412-nucleotide messenger RNA. RefSeq lists its product as uncharacterized. Gene Ontology annotation, molecular function: DNA binding. NCBI's taxonomy places the organism in Eukaryota, Metazoa, Arthropoda, Insecta, Diptera, Muscidae. The record is from RefSeq and is a predicted model, not a curated record. Gene Ontology annotation, biological process: regulation of transcription by RNA polymerase II. The transcript has 3 exons. The coding region runs from base 639 to 1940 and encodes 433 amino acids. Gene Ontology annotation, cellular component: nucleus; transcription regulator complex.
ACCUACCCGCACCCGCCAUCAACAUCCACCACCACCACCGCUCGCCAGCUCGCUUCUCUAUUAUCAUCAAUCCGACAUGCAUACACACAGCCAUACAUACAUACACACAUGUAUUGUGUGUGACGUUGUUGUUUUUUGUACAACUACUGCUGCUGCUCUUAUUGUUGUUGUUUUUGUACCCCCACCAACCACAACACAACCGUGGCAGAGUAGGUAUUGCUUUGCUUGUUUGCUGCUGCUGUUGCCAUCGCUUGCUGCUAUUUGCCAUCAUCAGUUGCCGUCAGUCUGUUGUUUGCGUUCAGCCCGAGUGUUGGCAAUCAGUUUUUAGCACGGCUCUUCGGUCUUCUUACUUUGCUUCGCCUUUCUUGCUCUUGUUGUGUGCAUAGUAUUUGAAAAAAGUGUUCGAUAAUCGCCAUAAAAGAAGAAAGUGAAAUACUAAAUUGGAAAUUAAAAAAAAAAUUAACAAAAUCAAGUGUCAUCACUGAAAAGAAAAACACAAAGGGGUCUUUGGAACAACACAAACCUCCCCCUCCCUGUUUUCCCCACUCACUCUCAGUUCACCACCAAAAAAAACAAAAACCGCAACCAUUAAGCCCAACACGAACAAAUUAAGGAACAGCAGCAGCACCAGCACCACCAUGUUGGAAAAUAAACCGGAAAAUUAUAAUGUAAAUGCCAAAAUUUGUCGCCUGGUGGAGCAAUAUCCCUGCAUGUAUGAUCGUUCCCAUCCCAGCUAUUUGAAGAAAGAUGUUGUCGAUCUGGCAUGGAUAGCGAUUUCAAAAGAAAUGAAUGAUUCAAUUUCCUCGUGCAAAGAACGUUGGCGCAACAUACGCACCUCUUACGCCCGCUCCAUCAAUGUCAAUAAAGUACCUGCUAGUGCUAAUCGCACUAAACCCUAUUAUUUGCAUGAAGAGUUACAAUUUCUAUCGCGACACAUUACACCGGGUAUACCUGUCUCGAGACGUUCCGUAUCCAAUUCUUAUCACACCUCACCGCGCAGUGAAAAAGGUGAACACAUAGAAGUGGCAUUGGGCGAGGAGUCCAUUGAUAGUUAUGCCGCCGCCAUGAUGGAUUAUGAAGAUAAAUCUCAAGAUCGUGAAGAACGUAGCAGUAGUGUUGUUAGUGAGUCAGCAUCGAAAAAUACCCCAGAAAAUGAUACAGAACCAGCGGAGGUGUCUGUGACGGAGGCAAACGGAACAACACAACAGCAAUUACAAUCCUCACAAAUUGAGGAGAAAGCCACCUCAACAACAGCCCCAGUCAGUGGCGACGAAUUUGUACCACCACCCAUGGUACAAAUCGAGGAGGAUCAGUUGGACAUAACACAAGAAGAGCGAAGGGAUUCCAUUAACUUUGCCUGUGCUCCACCCAAGAAACGUUUGAGAGUUGCAAAUAGCGCCUAUGGUAUUGAUAAUUACACUUACACAGAUGUUAAGCCCGUUGAAAUAGUUCCACCCCAUGAUUAUGAUAACAUUUUCCUGCAAGGUCUCCUGCCCGAAAUGAAAGCCAUGGAUUUCCGCCAAAAAAUCAUUUUCAAACGACGCAUCUAUGAAGUUUUAUCAGAGAUUUUCGAUAACUCCUCAAGUCAAGCGACAUCUACGACAACCAAUAACUCUUACCACCAUGGACAGCAUGCUAAUCAAUCCUCACCCAUUGCCAUGGUCAAUUCCUCAGAUCUAAAUAUGUUGAGACGUUUAAAUAAUUUACUACAAGAUCCCUCAUCGGCAAGUACAACACAGACAACCCAGCCGUUAACACCACGUUGUGUAAAUAUAUCCUCAGCCGUUUUGGCCUCUCCCAAUACUCCAGCGUCCAUAUCGGUACCCAUUGCUAAAAUUGGUGCCACAACUAGAUCAUCGGCUGCCAGUGUAACUCGUUUACGUAUGGUCAAUGGAGUGACAGCACAAACGGCUGUCAAAGAGGAGCCGGACACAAAUUGAGGUUAUCUUUUGGUCCGUAGUGUAGGGAAUCGGUAUCCAUUGUAGCUAGGUAGUUGUAGAAAAUUUUAGUAUUAGCAUAUAAAGACGUUUUUAUAUGUAUGUAAUUUUGUGUGUUUUUAGUAUGAAUUUCAAUGUAAAUAUUUGUAAAAUUUAUUUAUUAAGAGAAUUAUUGAGGUUUUACCGUAUAUGCCCCCAUGUACAUUUAUUGAGAUUACAUAGAUCUUGAAACUCUAUUUGUAUCUUAAAAUCAAAGUUAUAAUUAAAAAAUUUCGGAAAUGUUUUUAAGGAAAAUUUUGUAUUUAUGAAGUGAAAAUGGGGCGUUAAUUAAAUUGUCCAAAAUCCUAAAAUCAAACAUUAUUAUUAAUGUAUGUUUUCUAUGUAAUAUUAUAUAUAAAAUAUCCAUAUACAUCUGCAGUCAUUAGUUUUGUAAUGAUUUUUAAAUAAAAUUAGAAGGAAAUCUGUAAUAUACAAA